Molecule: messenger RNA, 4311 nt
Organism: Tyto alba (common barn owl)
Lineage: Eukaryota; Metazoa; Chordata; Aves; Strigiformes; Tytonidae
Gene: INCENP
Product: inner centromere protein
Exons: 17
Coding region: 48-2663 (871 amino acids)
Biological process (GO): mitotic cytokinesis; meiotic spindle midzone assembly; metaphase chromosome alignment
Cellular component (GO): kinetochore; nucleus; midbody
Molecular function (GO): protein serine/threonine kinase activator activity
Source: RefSeq, a predicted model, not a curated record
GAGGCGGGCGCUAGGUUUGAAUUCUAGGCGGGCGGUUGCGGCUGAAGAUGGCGGCGGCGGCGGUGAUGGCGGGCCCGGCGUUGCUGCCAGCGCUGUGCAACCGGCGGUUGGCGGAGUUCCUGCGGCAGGUGGACGACACCGACCUGGUAUGGCUGCGGGAGAUCCGGGAGGAGGCGAUCAGGAUGUUCAACAGCUACUACAGCGACGAGCCGGAGCUGAUGCCCAAGACGCCGUCGCAGAAGAACCGGCAGCGGAGGAAGCGCCUUUGCGGCCUGCCGGAGGAGAGCCAGGAGCCGGGCAGGAAGAGAUUAUCUAGAAGAAGGAAUAGCAGUCUCAAACUGGUAACCUCCACGCGAUGUUCUCAACGUCUCCGAAAUAAAGAAAACCUGGAACUAAGCAGGUCUGAGGCCAAAGAAGUCUCUCCACCUCAGCGUGUGACAAGGUCUCAGGCUGCAGCAUCUGCUAAAAGUUCAGAGGUUCUUCCUGAGACCUGCCCUGAGCAGCAAGAGGAAAGGCAGGUUCCCUUAGAGGAAAUUGAUGUCAGCAGUUGUAUUAGUGCUGAGCUACACCUCCAGAACAGUGCAUCUAAACCAUCAGAGAAGCUCUCCACUACCAUCCUCUUGAGCUCAGAUGAUGGUUCUCCCAAGGAAACCAGGGUUGCCAAACUGUCGCCUGUACCUGCAGCCACUGAGCUGAUGGUCCCUCAUACCCCCGAGGCAAACGAUGCAGGAGAAAGCAAGGAGGCAUCUGAGCAGAAGACAUCAAAGGCGGCUAACGUAACAGUCAUUUUAAGUGAAGACUCUAGGCUGGAGGAGGUAGAUGACUCUGCUCAGGUACAAGAGGGGUCUGAAAAGGAGCCUUCCCAGUGCGCGAGAGACAGCUCAGGGACUCCAACAGGCGCUAAGCUGAGCCGUCGCUCCGUGCGCAGAAGUCUGAUGGGUAAAACUUCCAUGACUCGCAGAACCUCCUUGGCAGAGAAAUACUCACUAGCUAGCAAGAGGGAAAGUAUGAUCCGAAAAUCAAUCACCAGGACAGUGGUCAAGAAGAAGGCAGCUUGGAAGUCAUCUGUGUCCUCCAGUUGCACAGAUGUCUCCAGCUCUGGAGAGGUGCCAGAGGAUGAAGAAACAGUUGUCCAAACUGGGCCGCCUCCUGGAUCUUGUAUCCCCUCCAAGUUGAAUCCCCAAAGUCCGCGAAUGUCACUUCGCUCUCGAACCAUCAAUAGAAACGAACAGCUGCAGGAGCCAGGCAACAAUGAAAGCAACUUAAAUAAGGGGGAGACCCCGGAACCACCCCAGAGUGCCAGGAGAAAGCCAAGUUACAAAAGAGCUGUGGAUGAACGCUAUGACAAUCAGCAAGCAGAAGAUGGAGGGCUUUCUCCUCCGAGAAGACAGACCCCAUCCUCUGCCUUUCCAGCCAGCAAAGUUGUACGUCCUUUCAAAACGUUUUUGCACACUGUGCAGAAGAAUCAGCUUCUCAUGACGCCAAGCUCUGUGGGAAGAAAUGGAGUAAUAAAAUCUUUUAUCAGGUACAACACUCCUCUCCAAUCUGAUCCCAAGGCAAAGGAGAGACAGAAGCUAGAGACUCUGAGGAAAAAGCAUGAAGCUGAGCAGCUGAGAAAACAAAAACUUGAGGAAGAAAAGAAACGGCGACUAGAAGAGGCAAAGCUGAAGCGUGAGGAGCGCCUGCGCAAAGUGUUGCAAGCUCGGGAACGGGCAGAGCAACUAGAGGAAGAGAGGAAAAGGCGCAUUGAGCAGAAGAUAGCUCUGUUUGAUGAGAAGACUGAGAAGGUGCGGGAAGAAAGGUUGGCAGAAGAGAAGAUCAAAAAGAAAGCAGCUGCCAAGAAAAUGGAAGAAGCAGAGGCCCGGCGCAGGCAUGAUGAAGAGGCCAGGAAACAAAAAGCACUGCAGCAGGAGGAGGAGGAACGUCGGCACAAAGAGCUAAUGCAGAAGAGGAAGGAAGAGGAGCAGGAACGUGCCAGGAAGAUUGCUGAGCAGAGGCAGGCAGAACAGGAAAGAGAGAAACAGCUGGCUGCAGAGAGAGAGCUGGAGAGGAAGAAGGAACAGGAGAGGAUCCAGGCAGAGAAGCUACGCGAACAGCAGGAGAAGGCUGCUCGCCUGCAGAAGGAAGUGUUGGCUGCUGAAGAACAGUUCUACAAGGGGAUGGAGAAGAAAGACCAGGAGGAGCAGAGGCUAGCAGAGAUGAAGAGGCAAGAGCAAGAACAGAAUAAACUGCCAGAGGAACAAAAUGCUAAAGAUACAGUCCAAACACAACACCUAGAAAACAAAGAGAACUCACCUGCCUGCAGUUCAUACCAGAUGACUCCACAGGCCCACAAAAAUCCAAAGCCCCCCCUGAUAAAUCCAAACAACUAUGGAAUGGAUCUGAACAGCGAUGACUCUACUGACGAUGAAAGCCAGCCUCGCAAGCCCAUCCCUGCCUGGGCCACGGGGAAUCAGCUUAGCCAAGCUGUAAUCCGCCAGUACUACAACCCUCCCAAUAUUGACGCGCUCUUUGGGGUGAUCGCAAGCCCCAAGCUGGAGGACAUCUUCUACAAAAGCAAGCCGCGCUACUUCAAGCGCACCAGCUCUGCUGUGUGGAGCUCCCCGCCGUUCCCAGGUGCCAAGCCAGCUCUAGGUCUGCCACACGGCCUCAAAAAGUACUGAGCUGGGCAGUGGCAGUUUCUCGUGGAGCAGUGGGUGUGCAUUUCUGUCUCUAGGUGAGAAAAGAGUUACUGUUCAGUAUCUGUAAAUCUUUAGGUAUUAGCAUUGAAUAAAUGUCAGCUCUUACUGGGCCUUUUACUUGCAUUUUCUGUUUCCAGGGCUUAUUUUCUCACUGUUAAACAAAAUGGCAAGCUUUUGGGAGAUACUGCCUCGUAAAGAUGCAUCUCCUCCUACCAUCAGCUUUAAGCUGGAAAAGGUUUAGACCUUUAGGUCACGCGGGUGCAUCACCUAAAGCUGUACAAUCUUCCCCAGCCAAGCAGGGCUGGAGGUAGCAGCCAGCAGCAGACCGUCAGUCUGUCUGUACUGUCCGUGCCCACCGCGUGGCUGCAGCCAGAGUACCUGAAGGGCUGAGGGCUGCUGCAUGCAUCUCGGGUAAAAUCCAAAUACGCACUACUGACGUUCCCCAGGAGCAGGGUAUUAGCAGAUGGGGUCUUCAUCUCCUGCAAAUUGUAAAAUGAUUUAACCGUUUCGAUUUUCAGCAACACACUUUAUGCCAACACCAAGUGCAAUUAUGUGCAUAAGCUAGAUUGAUAUUUCCUACAGCUCAGGCUGAAAAAUGCUGAGGAUUUUAUUGACCUUUCUUCAGUUGUUGGAGAGAGAUGUGACCCUCGGUGUAAUCAUGUCUCCAGAAGUACCCAGGGUAGUGUAAGCAGGCUUUGUUGUUUUAGGCUAAAAGAAAUUGUGCAGAGGUUCUGAUAGAACUUUGUUGCUCUAAUUUAAAUUCCAUGUCCGUGGCAUUGAUUGGAUUGAAAGAAUGAGUUUAACCUUAAUCCCUCUUUCUCUUUUUUCCCCUUGGCUGUUACAUUUGUUCAGCAUCAAAGCUGGUUUUAUUUCUAGGCCUGUUUUGCACUUCGUGUUCAAUAAGACAGUUUCAAAUGGACUGUUAUCAAAACUAUUUCCUCUUACCAGCAAAUUAUCGGCUCAAUUUCAGUUCCAAGAGCACUUGGUGGUUUAGUCAUUCUUUCUGCACCUAACUUGAAAAUGGCAGAGACUUGUGUUUUCCCUGUAGUGAGCUCCUGUAUGGAGAGUAGAGGGCUCAGUACAACAGUGCUUGCUGGAAGAUUUUAAGGGAAAUGUUAGUUUCUGUAGGUUGUUGUGGAAGUCUGUCUUCUGCAAAUUAGACAACCUCUAUGGUUCUUACCUCAGAUUCAUCUUUUUUUUUUUUUUUUGCGGCUUGAUUUGUUUUAAAGACAGGCAGGUGUUAAUGGCUGCAAUUUCAGUAAGCAAAAGGCUGAAGAACACUGUUUCUGUGUACAUACAACUUGAUCCUUUAAAAAAAACCAAAUCACUGUAUGGAGAUUAGAAUGAGUAAGGAGACUUCUGCCUUUCCUUGUGCAUAUAGUAAAUGAACAGUUUGCAAGCAAAUGUCUUUAAAAUGAUGUGGGGUUUUAUAUUUAAAUACGUCAACUGCUAGAUGCUGUGCUAUUGAUCAGUGCUUGAGAUGACUGUGCUUUGAUAGAUCCUCUGUAGAUUGAGUUUUGUAUCAGAAUGAACAUAACCUUUUUGUAAGAAAGCUUGCUGAAACGGCAAAAACUUUAAAGUUGAAUGCUUUUUGAAUGUCUGACAGUGAUAAAAAGUGAGUUAAAUUGUC